AUGUACAGCUUCAUGGGUGGCGGCCUCUUCUGUGCCUGGGUGGGGACCAUCCUGUUGGUGGUAGCCACAGCAACGGACCACUGGAUGCAGUACCGGCUGUCAGGGUCCUUCGCACACCAGGGCCUGUGGCGUUACUGCCUGGGCAGCAAGUGCUUCCUACAGACGGAGAGCAUUGCAUACUGGAAUGCCACCCGGGCUUUCAUGAUCCUGUCUGCCCUGUGUGCCACCUCGGGCAUCAUCAUGGGCGUCCUAGCCUUCGCACAGCAGCCUGCCUUCACCCGCCUCUCCAGGCCCUUCUCCGCUGGCAUCAUGUUUUUUGCCUCCACUCUUUCCGUCCUGUUGGCCUUGGCCAUUUACGCUGGAGUCACUGUCAGCUUCCUCGGCCGCCGCUUUGGGGACUGGCGCUUUUCAUGGUCCUACAUCCUGGGCUGGGUGGCCCUGCUCAUGACCUUCUUUGCAGGCAUUUUCUACAUGUGUGCCUACCGGAUGCACGAGUGCCGGCGUCUGUCCACCCCACGCUGA
Molecule: messenger RNA, 522 nt
Organism: Microtus oregoni (creeping vole)
Lineage: Eukaryota; Metazoa; Chordata; Mammalia; Rodentia; Cricetidae
Gene: Lim2
Product: lens intrinsic membrane protein 2
Exons: 4
Coding region: 1-522 (173 amino acids)
Cellular component (GO): plasma membrane
Molecular function (GO): structural constituent of eye lens
Source: RefSeq, a predicted model, not a curated record